This is a messenger RNA of Alnus glutinosa, 2055 nucleotides long. RefSeq lists its product as uncharacterized. Bases 96 to 1739 code for a protein of 547 amino acids. The record is from RefSeq and is a predicted model, not a curated record. Lineage: Eukaryota; Viridiplantae; Streptophyta; Magnoliopsida; Fagales; Betulaceae. The transcript has 3 exons.
UUGAAUAAAAAUGCCCCUCGUCGUCCAUUCAUACGUUAUAAAAAAGGGCCGAAUCCGGACGUACACUAAGAACAAACUGGGACUCCACUUGAAGAAUGGCAUCUCAUAGAUCAUAUGGCAGUCCUUUUGUUUUUCUGAUCCUCUGUAUCUUUCGUCUACUGGCUUGCACAGCUAUUACUGUAGAUUCCCAUGUAAAUCUCUCGUACGUACACACACAAAACUGGUUGAAUCAUGGCGGAGACUUGUAUAACAGAAGAUAUGCCAACAAGGAGACCAAGAUCAGCCCUGCAACUGUUUCCAAGCUCCAACUGAAGUGGAAAUUCUACGCAGGCAAAGACAUUACUGCAACACCGGCAAUUUUCAAUGGUACCCUUUAUUUCCCAAGCUGGAACGGCUACAUCUACGCCGUCAAAACAUCCGAUGGAUCACUUGUAUGGAAGAAGAACUUGCAGACAUUAACAGGCCUUAACGCAACGGGUUUUGUACCAAAUGUGAACUGGACAGUAUCAAGAUCAACGCCAACGAUUGCUGGGGACCUGCUCAUCAUUGGAAUCUAUGGACCAGCUGUUGUUAUAGCCGUUAAAAGGUCAACUGGAAAGCUUGUUUGGUCAACCCAGCUUGACGGCCAUGUCUCAGGAGUCAUCACCAUGUCCGGAACUUAUUACAAAGGUGGUUUCUAUGUUGGUACAUCUUCACUAGAAGAAGGUCUUAGCAUCGAACAAUGCUGCACCUUUCGGGGCAGCUUUUCCAAAUUAGAUGCCUGUUCAGGCAAGAUCUUGUGGCAGACCUUUAUGUUGCCAGAUAACAACAACAAGAUUGGAGAAUAUGCUGGGGCUGCUAUUUGGGGAAGCAGCCCAUCAAUUGAUGUCUCAAGAAACCAUGUCUACAUCGCCACUGGGAACUUAUACUCAGUUCCUCUAAAUAUAAGCCAAUGUCAGGAAAAGGAGAACAAUCAAACGGUACCAACUCACCCAGACGAGUGUGUGGAGCCCGAUACCCACUCAGAAUCAAUCCUGGCGCUUGAUCUAGAAUCUGGCAAGAUAAAAUGGUUUCACCAACUAGGAGGUUAUGAUGUUUGGUUCAUUGCAUGUAACAAUCUUUCGACCCCUAAUUGUCCACCAGCAGGCCCUAACCCAGAUGCAGAUUUCGGGGAGGCACCACUUAUGCUUAGCAUAAAGAGGAAUAAAACCAAAAUAGAUAUUGUUGCUGCUGUUCAAAAAAGUGGAUUUGCAUGGGCUUUGGAUCGCAAUAAUGGCAACCUCAUCUGGUCCACAGAAGCUGGACCUGGUGGCCUUUUGGGAGGGGGUACCUGGGGAUCAGCCACUGAUAAUAAAAGGUUAUACACAAACAUUGCUAACUCUAACCGCAAGAACUUCACUCUCAAACCUUCCGAGAAAACCACAACCGCUGGUGGAUGGGUGGCAAUGGAUACUAACAAUGGCAAAAUCCUAUGGUCCACGGCCAAUCCUGGCAAUGCCACCUCCGCUGGUCCUGUUACUGUGGCUAAUGGGUUGCUCUUUGCAGGAUCCACAAACCCAAAAGGACCCAUCUACGCAAUGGACGUCAAAACUGGAGAUAUUCUGUGGUCUUAUGAAACUGGAGCCACCGUGUAUGGUGGCAUGUCGGUGAGUGAUGGAUGUGUAUAUGUUGGCAACGGAUACGUGAUUCUUGGUGCUUUUAAUCCAUCCUUCACUGCUGGAACGUCACUCUUUGCCUUUUGCCUCUCUCAUGAAUACUAGUAGAGUAUUUAUAUAAACAUGCUAUACUAAGCUGAGGCAUAAAAACGAUUAUCUUCAAUCCGGUCCGGGCUCAAAAUAAAAUGUGGACUAUGAAUAUGGAUAUAUUAUGACACAUAAUGGAUGCACUUUUUUAGUUAGUCUUUUCUUUUAGAGGUUGUGCAUGUCCUUAAUUAUUUCUUUUAAAUAUUUCUCAUGAUGUAAAGUUCCUUGCAUAUAUGGUUCAAACUUCUGACGAUAUGGAUAGCAAGGAAAUGUGAACUAUGUGUAAUUACACUUUGGUACAGCUUUCUUAGGGAAUUCAAUAGCAAAUUAAUUA